Molecule: messenger RNA, 3360 nt
Organism: Coregonus clupeaformis (lake whitefish)
Lineage: Eukaryota; Metazoa; Chordata; Actinopteri; Salmoniformes; Salmonidae
Product: CASP8-associated protein 2-like
Exons: 3
Coding region: 182-2377 (731 amino acids)
Biological process (GO): Fas signaling pathway; extrinsic apoptotic signaling pathway via death domain receptors
Cellular component (GO): PML body; mitochondrion
Molecular function (GO): transcription corepressor activity
Source: RefSeq, a predicted model, not a curated record
GAAGUCCCCCAAGCUGCCGGUGAAGUCCCCCAAGCUGCCGGUGAAGUCCCCCAAGCUGCCGGUGAAGUCCCCCAAGCCAUCUGUGGCCACCAAACUUAAAGGACAGCAGGGAGUGACCAGAACCAGAACUUCUGCACCUAAAAGACUGCAAGAGAAAUUAACCGACUGUGUUGAAACCAACAUGAAAAGAACCAGGUCUCGGACUGUCCCCCCUUGCAAAACCGGUCUUGGAAUAGGCAAACAUAUUAAAAUGUCCUUUGAGGAAGAGGAUAAGGAAUCGAAGCCUCAAACAUCAGAUCCUCCUGUUAUACAACCUCCUAUGCAACCUCCUUCGCAACACGUGGUAGAGAUCUUACCAUCAAACAGCUCUUCAUCUGCUGAGAAAACAGCUACCUAUGUUCGCCGGCUGUCUCAAAAUGGCUCACUCCAUGACAAGCCUGACUUUGAAAUCCUCACAGAACAGCAAGCCUCCAGCCUAACGUUCAACCUGGUAACAGACUCCCAGAUGGGAGAGAUCUUCAAGUGUCUCUUACAAGGGUCUGAUCUGCUAGAAACUAGUGUCUCAGCUGGGGACAAUCAUGGCUGGCCCCUUGGUACUCCACUGAAAGAAAGAGAGCGUUUCCUAGGCGUUACCACCCCAAGCAAUGUUUGUACCCCAAGUCAAGUUGGUACUCCCUCUAAACUCAUUGCCACGUGGUCACCUAUUUCACCUAUCAAGUUUUCCUCUCCAAAUUCAAAAGUCCAAAUUCCACUAAAUCCAACUUUGUUGGAUGAGCCUUGCAUGUUAGAGAUGCCCUCCGGCCUACCAGAAAGCAUAAUGACACCACAGUCCAGUGUGUUCUCGCAUAGAUCAUAUUCCAUCUUGGCAGAAGAUCUGUCUGGGUCUCUCACAAUUCCCUCACCUCUCAAAUCUGACAAUCACCUCAGUUUUUUGCACCCAGCCACCGGGGAGCCCAUGUCUGCUCCGGACAGUGUCAUCAGUGCACACUUCAGUGAGGAUGCUCUUAUGGAUGGGGAAGACGCUACAGAGCAGGACAGUCACCUUGCCCUGGACACGGACAACUCCAGCUGUGCAUCAAGCGGUGGUGGCAGGACCAGGGAGGCUCCUGUUAACCCUUUGUUUCACUUCAAGCCUCACUUGCCCAUGCAGGCAGUAGUGAUGGAGAAGUCAAAUGAUAAUUUCAUUGUGAGGAUACGGCAUGCAUCCACCAACCUAGGCGUCAACUCCACUAACCUAGGCGUCAACUCCACCAACCUAGGCGUCAACUCCACCAACCUAGGCGUCAACUCCACCAACCUAGGCGUCAACUCCACCAACCUAGGCGUCAACUCCACCAACCUAGGCGUCAACUCCACCAACCUAGGCGUCAACUCCACCAACCUAGGAGUCAACUCCACCAACCCAGUGUUCAACUCUUCAAGCCCAGGCAGUAUCAACUCUACCUACCCAGGAAAUAACUCCAGCAACCCAGUGGUCAACUACACAAGAUUAGGAAUCAACUCAUCAAGCCUAGUAGUCAAUUCUUUAAGCCCAGACAUCAAUUCCACCAACCCAGUGGUCAACUCCACAAACUUAGGAAUCAACUCAAGCCAAGGUGUCAACUCCUCAAGCCCAGGCAGUGUCAACUCUACCUACCCAGGAAAUAAUGCCACCAACCCAGGAAAUAACUGCAACUACACAUGUGUCAACUCCACAAGCCCAGAAGUCAUCUGCACCAACACAGGCGUUAACCCCACAAGUGCAUACAUCAAUCCUAGGGGUGCUGAGAUCCCUCAAACACCACCAGGAGAAGAAAAACAUGGUAAAGACAAAGAUCGCCCCCCAGAAAAAACGCCUUCCAAAGCCCCUUAUUCAGAGGCCAGUCCUCCUUUCUACCUUUCCACAAGCACCGAAAUAGCAUCUGCGCUAUCAUCGCCAUGCCUCACCAUCAUAGAAGACACACCAGAGAGAGACCACAGCAAGGGUAAGACCGGGAAAAAGCGGACAAUGCACCAUGUGGAAACUAAAGCAAAGCGGGCUAAAAAGGAGGUAAUCCCAGAGAAGAGCAUGCAUAAAAAGAAGUCGUCAAAAAGUCCCAAAGGAAAGGGGACUGGAAGCUCCAAGAGAGAGAGAAGUAAAGUCACUACUUCACCCCAAUCUACCCCAUCACCCAACAGCCUGUCUGCCAAGAAUAUCAUCGUAAAAAAGGGUGACGUGGUUGUGACGUGGACAAGGGAUGAAGACCGAGAUAUUCUCCUCGCACUGAAGAUGAAAGGUGCCUCUCCAGAUACCUUCUCUGCCCUUUCAGAGAAAAUGAACAAGACACCCGCUCAGAUUGCAAAGCGAUUUUCCCAACUGAUUAAGCUUUUUAAGAAGAAGGAGAAGAUGGCAAGCUGACUUCUCUGAAUAUAUAUUUUUUAAUUCAAUGAAGAUUUCACGUACUAGGCUUCUUAUACUCUCAAACGUUCCAAGGUCACGACUUGAAUGUCCCAUUUGAUGAAUGAGUGGAAGCAGAUCUGAAUGUGAUGCCUGUAAUUGAUGGACUUGGAACAUAUGACCACAGUCAACUAGAUCUCAAACUCAAAUGUGUUUUUGUGCUGUGUUCAGCAAGGAUGUGAAUAUCCUUGAGGUAAAAUCCUCACAGGCUUCAAUAUACAAUGUAUUAUCGCCCCACAGCCUAAAUGAACACAGCUUUUAUUAACUGUUUUGGUACAUCUGUUGAUAUUUCAAUGCACUGGAUUUAUUUUUCUUCCUUUUUGUGUUUAAACUAAUCUACCGUAUUGAUCCUUGGGAAUAUCCUAUCUCAACUUCACAUCUCUUAAUAUGCCAUAGCAAGGUUAUACCAUAUGUGGAGUUAGACACUGCUGCAAUCAUACAUUUUAAUUAAGUAAUUAACCAAUUUUAGCUGAAAAAUAACAGAAUGGUGAGUUGUCUCUAAUGCUUUUAUGGAGCAUUGCAGCUUGUGCUGCUUGUACAAAAUGUGUACUGAAGUUACGUACUCUUUUCUACUUCAACAUAAUCUGGGAGUGUUUGUGUUUGGAAAUAAAGAUUGGAACUACAAUUAAGGCCACAUUUACUCUGUCACAUGGCAGAAAGUGCAUUUUACUGUAUGUCAAAUGUAUUAUAUAUUGCACUGACUUCAAGAUGGUCAGUUACAUAACAAAAAUAAGCCACAGAUGUUCCAUUUUAUAUAUGAUUCAAGGUGUUAUGUUUAUAUGUUUAUAGAAAUUAAGGAUUUGACUGAGUACACAUUUCUUGACUAAGAUUUUUGGUUGGUUGGUUUUGGAUGGUUGUGAGUGUGACAACAUGGUUAAGGAAUAUACACUGUGUAGCCUUUAUUGUACAUAUUUUGGUUUUGAAAAUAAAGUGUAUUUAUUUAA